UACGCGAGAAGAAUCCGAACCGAAGUAAAAGAAAAUGGCCAUCAAUCAGCUGUCCAAACUGACACCAAUCUGCCCUGCAAGAAACAAAGUUGAAUCACGGGGGAAGAACAUUCCAAAAACCCAAAAAAAACGAAGAAGGAGAAAUGCUCUGGCUUGCAUUUCUUCUUCGAGCACUGCUCUCUCUUCAAAAACCCUAAAGAAAAAGAGCAAAAUAUGCAAGGAUGGGUACCUGAAACGGAGUCUCAAGGGGAAGAAUUGCAGAAUAAGCUCACUCUCCUCUCCAAUGGCGGUCUCUAGCAUGAUUCCCGCCAUUUCUGCUCUCUUCGCCUUCUCUUUUCUCCAUCUUUUGUUUUCUGUAAAUUCAUCAUCUUUGUCACAAGAGAUUAUUAAACAGCAAGAGCAGGAGAAAGAUCCCUUUGUUGGGUUCAACAUUGGCACUGAUGUCUCCAAUCUGUUGUCUCCGACAGAAUUGCUUCGGUUCUUGCAGGCUCAGAAGAUAAACCAUGUCCGUUUAUAUGAUGCUGAUCCUGAUUUGCUCAGAGCAUUUGCCAAAACCAAGAUCCGGGUUAUCAUCAGCGUGCCCAAUAACCAGCUUCUAGCAAUUGGAUCCUCGAACAGCACUGCUGCAUCCUGGAUCGAUCGCAAUGUCGUUGCUUAUUAUCCCGAAACCCUAAUAACAGCCAUUGCUGUUGGAGAUGAGGUUUUGACAACAGUCCCUUCUUCUGCUACUUUGCUGCUACCUGCAAUUGAGUCUCUGUACAGUGCUCUGGUUGCUGCAAAUCUCCAUAACCUGAUCAAGAUUUCUACACCACAUUCGUUUUCUAUCAUGCUCAAUACAUUCCCGCCAUCACAAGCAUCAUUUAACCAGAGCUGGAACUCGGUUAUGGUUCCACUGCUUCAGUUUUUGUCGAGAACAGGUUCUCCUCUGAUGAUGAAUCUGUAUCCUUACUAUGUGUUUAUGCAGAACAAAGGCGUGGUUCCGCUCGAUAAUUGUUUAUUCAAGCCCUUGACACCCUCUAAGGAAAUGGUCGAUCCGAACACUUUACUGCAUUACACGAACGUGCUGGAUGCCAUGAUCGAUGCUGCUUAUGUCUCGAUGAGAAACCUUAACGUGACAGAUGUAGUUGUUCUCGUGUCUGAAAGUGGGUGGCCCUCGAAAGGAGAUGCUAAAGAGCCAUACGCCACUAUUGACAAUGCUGAUAUGUAUAACUCCCAUCUGAUCAAGCACAUCUUUGAUAGAACUGGCACCCCUUUACACCCGGAAAUGACAUCAAGUGUUUACAUAUACGAGUUGUUCAACGAAGAUUUACGGGCUCCUCCAUUGAGUGAAGCUAAUUGGGGUUUGUUCUACGGGAAUUCCACUCCAGCUUAUCUGCUUCAUGUAUCGGGAAGCGGAACUUUCCUGGCGAAUGAUACGACCAACCAGACGUAUUGCACUGCAAUGGAUGGUCCUGACAAGAAGGCACUUCAGGCUGCACUUGAUUGGGCUUGUGGUCCGGGAAGGGCUAACUGUAGCGAGAUUCAGCCCGGGGAGAGUUGUUAUCAGCCGAAUAACGUAAAGAGCCAUGCCUCUUACGCUUUUGAUAGCUAUUACCAGAAGGAAGGAAAAGAUCCCGGUUCUUGUGACUUCAAGGGUGUGGCAAUGAUCACGACCACAGACCCAAGUCACGGAAGCUGUAUUUUUCCAGGAAGCAAGAAGGUCGGGAACGAGACGAGGACGGAAGUGAACUCGAGGCAAGCUCCGACCGGAGGAGUUCCGGCGAAUCUCUCCGGAGGCUGCUUUAGUCUUAUGGCUCUUCUAACUUUGUAUGUGUUUUUUUGUUUACCUUUGUGCUGAUUUUCCAAAGGUAAAUUAGUAUUGUUUUUUCCUUACUGUUUUACGGUGAUUGUUUUUUUAGACAAAAUACGAAAUUUAUUUUCCACGUGUGCAUCAUGUAUUGGGUGUAAACAUGUAUUGUCAUGAAUAAAACUGGUCUGAUUUUUUAAUGUUUUAUUUA
Molecule: messenger RNA, 1997 nt
Organism: Tarenaya hassleriana
Lineage: Eukaryota; Viridiplantae; Streptophyta; Magnoliopsida; Brassicales; Cleomaceae
Product: glucan endo-1,3-beta-glucosidase 1
Exons: 4
Coding region: 35-1837 (600 amino acids)
Biological process (GO): carbohydrate metabolic process
Cellular component (GO): plasma membrane
Molecular function (GO): hydrolase activity, hydrolyzing O-glycosyl compounds
Source: RefSeq, a predicted model, not a curated record